This is a messenger RNA of Eleginops maclovinus (Patagonian blennie), 1775 nucleotides long. It is a transcript of the gene sting1, whose product is annotated as stimulator of interferon response cGAMP interactor 1. The record is from RefSeq and is a predicted model, not a curated record. Gene Ontology annotation, molecular function: cyclic-di-GMP binding; 2',3'-cyclic GMP-AMP binding. Gene Ontology annotation, cellular component: endoplasmic reticulum membrane; autophagosome. The transcript is spliced from 8 exons. The coding region runs from base 177 to 1307 and encodes 376 amino acids. Lineage: Eukaryota; Metazoa; Chordata; Actinopteri; Perciformes; Eleginopidae. Gene Ontology annotation, biological process: activation of innate immune response; innate immune response; autophagosome assembly.
GCCUCUCCCCACCCCCUCUCUUCAUGAUGAUUUCAGGCAGAGAGGAAUAAGCAGUAAACGAAAGUGAAAGUGUUGAAUGAUGAACAAACUGAUCGGGAGAGAGGCAGAAGAGAAGAUAAAAAGAACCGAGGACAAAAUAAUAUCUCUCACUUCUGGAUCAGAGCAAACACAUCAAGAUGCAGAGCCUCCAGGAUCAGAACAAUCUCAUCCCGAGGCCCCGGGGGAGGUUACCUAAGGUGUGUGCUGCGGUGCUGUCUGCCAUGACAAUAGGAGGCAUCCUGUUUAUGUCUCUUGAAAGUUUAUUUGGAUGGGUUGCCAUAGUGAUACUCAUCCUAACCCUCGGUUCUCUGCUGCACAGCCUCUGUCUGCUGGCAGAGGAGAUUGUGAACCAUUCAAAUACAAGACACCGAGGCCGAGGGCUGCUGAGCCAUGUGAUGCCAGCCUGUGGUUUGUGUGGGAAGACUCUUCUGGCUGCAGGGCUGGCAGGCCUUCUGCUCUACCUGGUUGGACAUCCCCUGCCGCACAAAAGCCAGAGCUGGAAACUCAUAUUUCUGGCCUCCAGCUUUUACCCCCUGUUGAAAAGCCUGGGAGUCCUGGGUCCGUCAGAAGUGGAAGUGUCAGAACUCUGCGAGGGGAGGAAGAUGAACGUGGCACACGGCCUGGCCUGGUCUUUCUACAUUGGCUACCUGCGCCUGGUGCUGCCACGUUUGAAGGACUCCAUCGCAGAAUUUUGUGCCACCCAUAGGGCUCGUAGGUGGGGGCGUGGCUCCAGGCUCAUCAUCCUCAUACCUCUCAACGCUAACAUUUCUCACAAACUGAAUGAAGAAGACGACAGGAUCCAUUUCUAUGACAACCUCCCCAACAAUGAGAUAGACAGGGCUGGAGUCCAGGGUCGGGUCUACAAGCACAGCGUCUACAGAGUACUCGAUGAACUUGGACAGGCCCAUGAGUGUGUGUUGGAGUAUGCAACGCCCCUGCUGACGCUGUACAGUAUGUCCCAGGAGAGCAGCGCAGGGUUCGGGGAGCCGGAACGCAGACAGCAGGUGCUGCUCUUUUUCAGGACGCUGCAGGACAUCCUGGAGCACUCGCUGGACUGCCGCAACCGCUACAAGCUCAUCCUGCUCAACGAUGAGCACGAGGCGGACCCCCACUUCCUGUCCAAAGCUAUCCUCAGAAACUUGGAGCAGCAGGAGAAAGAGGAGUACUGCCUCACCCCGACUCCUCAGCAGGAGAUGAACCCGUUCAGCAAAUCGAGUUCCCCCGCAAGUAACAUCAACGGCGCCCUCAACCGAUGGAUGCGCCUUUAGCAUUCGCCUAUAGGCCUACUGUCUAUGCCUGCAGGGGACCUCUCAGUUUGUACAGAAUAUGAAUAUAAAUACGAAUACGACAACCUCUCUCCUUAAACCCUCACAUCAGUCAAGGAGAAACUUCCAAAGAAACCCUUCAGUUAAUCGGGGAGAAAUUGAAGAAACACGGGGGAGAGGAACAGAGGAGUUCCGUCUGUCCUGUCUGUCCAUCCGUCUCCCAGGACGGACAGACGUGCAAUAGAUGUUGUGUAAAUUAAAAAGAUAAUACAUUUACAGCAAUUGUAGUCCAAAUGCUUGAAAAUGCAUGUGUCUAUAAAUAAGAACAUACAGAUGGAUCCAUGUGGAAGUCUGGCUCUGGGUGCCAUCAAAGUAGUAGUAGGGUUAUUCAAAAUGUCAUAGCGCUUACAAAAAGUGAAAGAUUUGCAAUCCAAACAAUUUUAAGUCAACAAUAAACAUAACCUGAAUACC